UCGUGCGCUGCAGCAAGCCUUCCACCGGCCUCGCAUCUUUUUCGUCAUCUGCCUUCCGACCUCUGGUCUCGCCUCGCUCGAAAUGGACCCCAACUGCUCCUGCGCCGCUGGAGACUCCUGUGCCUGCGCUGGCUCCUGCAAAUGCAAAGAGUGCAAAUGCACUUCCUGCAAGAAGAGCUGCUGCUCCUGCUGCCCUGUGGGCUGUGCCAAGUGUGCCCAAGGCUGCAUCUGCAAAGGGGCAUCAGACAAGUGCAGCUGUUGUGCCUGACGUGAGAGAGCCCCGCCCAGAGCAACCUGUACAAAGCUGGAGUUUUCUUUUCAUGCAACCCUGACCCAUUUGAUACAUUCCAUUUUCUGUGAAAUUUGCAAAUGACAAUAAAUACAUCCAGACCCUUCUGGUCUAGUUGCAUCUUGGUGUGUUGGGAGUAUGGGAGAUGAAGAGGAGAGACAGGAGAGUGGAAAAUGGGGUGUAAGUUUCCUAGGAUCUUGUCUGGCCUUGGCUUUCUCCUCAGUGAGCUAAGGCUCAGGUUGAUAUUCACUCAACAGCUGCUGAUCAUGCACACUGCACACACAGCCAGGCACUGGGUCUCAGUGGUGAGUGAAACAGACCUGGAGCUUACAGACCACUGGAGAGAGACAGAUAAUUUCGGAAUAAGGAGUCCUGUAAAAAGAAUCAGAGUAGGUGUGUGCCUGAGAACACAGUUGCAGAAAGCCUGGGUGAAGAGCCCUUCCGCUGAGGCCUGAGAGCUCCAUUCCUGGCAGAGGGCAUGGCUUGUGCAAAGGCCCUUUAGGGGGAGUUUGGUGUGCUCAGGAAACAGAAGGCAGGUGUGUCUGGGGCGUUGUGUGCAAAGGGAGUGUGGCCCAAGGUCCCUUUGGAGUGGGAAGGGCAGAGACCCUGUGUCUCAUUCGUCUCUGAUGGCUCCCAACCUGGUUAUACAACUGAAUCACUUGGAAAGGUUGAAAAAGUGCUCAAGACAGGGUCUUGCUCCCAUUGUGAUUUCUUAGGUCUGAGAUGGGCACAGGAACCUGUAUUUUUAAUAAGCACCUAAGGUUGGAUGUAGAGCCCUGGUGCUGUAGUGGUUAAGAGCUUGGCUGUUGACCAAAAGGUCAGCAGUUUGACUCCACCAACUGCUCCUCGAAAACCAUAUGGAGCAGUUCUACUCUCUCCUAUAGGGUCGCUGAGUCAGAAUUGACUCGACAGCAAUGGGUUUGGUUUUAGAAGGUUGGAUUUAUAGUCAAUGCCCAAGGCAGCAGCAAUCAAGAUAUCAAACAAUGUAUUGCAUUAAGCAAACCUGCUGCAAAAGUCCUCUUUAAAGUGUUAACAAGCAAAUGCGUCACUUUGAGGUUUAAGGUGUGCCUGACCCAAGCCAUGAUAUUUUCAAUCAGCUCAUAUGCAUGUGAAAGCUGGACAAGAAUAAAGAAGACUGGAGAAAAAUUGAUGCCUUUGAAUUACAGUGUUGGUGAAGAAUAUUGAAUAUACCAUGGACUGCCAGAAAUAACUAAAUCAUCUGUCUUGGAAAAAGAAUAGCCAGAAUGCUCCUUAAAAACAAGGAUGGCCAGAUUUGAUCUCAUGUACUUUGGACAUAUUAUUUUGAGGGACCAGUUCUUGGAGAUGGACAUCAUGCUUGGUACAGUAGGGGGUCAGUGAAAAAAAGAAAGACCCUGAAAGACAUGGAUUGACACAGUGGCUGCAACAAUGGGCUCGAGCACAAUAAUGAUUGUGAGAAUGGCGCAGGGCCAGGCAGUGUUUCAUUCUGUUGUACAUAGAGUGUUGCUAUGAGUUGGAACUGACUCGACUGCCCCUAACAACAACAAGGCGGUAAUCCACUGCAAUAGGCAGUCCCAUGGAAUCAUUUGGUGAAAUGAAAUGAGCCUCUGCCAUGUCCUCUCUGGUCCAAGGCUGGGAAAUAGUUCCACCCAGUUGGUAUUUGCAGCCAGCUCCUCCAAGCUGUGGCUGCCUGCCCCAGGGCUGAGAGAACUUGGAGGUAUCCAACUCCUGUCUGGCUGUGGAGGAGGAAACUGGCAGGCCUCACCAUGCAGGAUAUGACAUGUGUCCUGGCAGAGACCAAGCCUCUCUGAGAGGACAGUCCAAGCCCUCUGGGGGGCUUGCUGUGGAAAUAUCACCCCAGUAUGGGUGAGUGGGCUGGUGUCCAAGAUGCUGUUUCCUGCCAUGAACCUUUUCAGGCUUGGGUACCAAAGUGAUGUGGGUGCUGCCGUGCUUAUUUCCAACUUGGUCUGGAAGCAGUGGGGUCAAAGCCACAAAUAUACCAAGCCAUUGUUUUUUCACAACUCUGCUUUGGGGCAUCUCAGCUGGCAAACCUCUAGGGGGAAGAGUACACUAUGUUUCCACAGGGCCUGACAAACACAAUCAUCUGACUUGCAGCUUUUAAUUUUCCACGUCGCGUGUGAAGUGGCAUCCUUUCUCCAUCCCUUACCCCCAUCCCAUGACCAUUAUGGAGUCUGUUGGACGGAUUAAUUUAUAAUAGGUUUUUGUGUUUUUACAUUUGAUGUGGCUGCAUUGGAAUGCUUGUUUAAUUCCAGAAGUUUCAGUGCCAAGUACACUACUGUGAAACAGCCUGGUAAAGCAGUUAAGAGCGUCAGCUCUGGAGCCAGACUGCCUAGCAGGUUAUGUAGCCUCUCCACACCUCACAUUUCUCAUCUGUACCCCUAAAAAGCCCAGAAGAAUAAGGGUAGACACUAUUACUGUCACUCCUGUAGAUUAAUCUGUCCAACAGACGAUUCUGGUAAAAGCCACAACGUGUACAAAUUUGCAACAACAGUAAGAACCUCUCAACCAAAAAAUACAUGAGAGGUUACAUAGGUAGAUAUCUGUGCUUAUACACCUAUGGGCCAGCACAGAGGAAUAUACGGGUGCACAUGGAUAGGUGUUUCUGUAGGCAAAUGUAUGAAUAUGUUUGUGAGUGCUGCAUGCAUAUUCAUAUAUAAAAUAAAGCACAUAGGGGACAGAGUUAUGGAUACUUCCUAGACAUAACCAAACACCUUGCAGGAUUGGGCUACUGGGCUUGAGGGUUUAAUACCAUAGUCUCGGGGGGUAACCCAGUAAAUUACAUAACAUAGCUCACGAAGAUAAUGUUCUACAGCCUAGUUUGGUAAGAAGUGACUGGGAUCUUAAAAGCUUUCGAGGGGCCAUCUAAGAAACAAUAACACAUGUCUGGAGAAAAACAGAGAGAGAGAAAAAAAAAAAACCGAAGCCUCAAAGGAGAAGC
Molecule: messenger RNA, 3227 nt
Organism: Loxodonta africana (African savanna elephant)
Lineage: Eukaryota; Metazoa; Chordata; Mammalia; Proboscidea; Elephantidae
Product: metallothionein-2
Exons: 3
Coding region: 83-268 (61 amino acids)
Biological process (GO): cellular response to zinc ion; cellular response to cadmium ion; cellular response to copper ion
Cellular component (GO): nucleus; cytoplasm
Molecular function (GO): metal ion binding
Source: RefSeq, a predicted model, not a curated record